AUUGUUAGAAUUAAUUGCUUCUUCAUUUAGUAUUUUCUUCUUAUCUAAUACUCUCAUGGGCAUAGCAGUAUAUGUUGUUAUAUUUUGGCAAUUUUGCUUCAGAUAUUGUUCUCAUGAAAUGAGGUGAGUUGGAGAUGGCAGAGUUUCCGGGAUAUUUUCGUUACUGCUUGAACACAGGGAAACUCGUCCUUUUGGCAAUUUUGGUCUCUGGAGGAGUCGUCUUGCAAAUUUUGGCAUGUGCAUUGUAUAAUAAUUGGUGGCCAAUGCUAACUGCGAUAACAUAUGUGCUUCUUCCAAUGCCUUUGCUCUUCUUUGCUGGAUCUGAACGUUCCUCUUUAUUUUCUGAAUCAGAUAGCAGCUGGGUGAAUGCAACCAAGUUCUUAACUGGGGCCUCAGCUGUCGGAAGCAUUGCCAUUCCAACCAUAUUAAAGCAUUCUGGUGUUAUAGGUUGGGGAGCUCUGGCCAUGGAACUCUCUUCCUUCUUUGUGUUUGUAUUUGCCAUAAUGUGCUACAUACGGAUGAAUGAUGAAGAUGAUUAUAGUACUCUUUGAGAUGGGAGCAUAAGGGGGUUUUCUUCAUCAGUAAAGUUGUAUUUAUUACCUUUGAUUAUAGUAUACCUAUAAGAUGAUUUAAUGUUAGUUGAUGAUUGAGGCGUCUUCUGGUUGUGUUUGA
Messenger RNA from Cajanus cajan (pigeon pea), 672 nucleotides. NCBI's taxonomy places the organism in Eukaryota, Viridiplantae, Streptophyta, Magnoliopsida, Fabales, Fabaceae. The record is from RefSeq and is a predicted model, not a curated record.